UCCAAAAACCCUAUUGAGUCAGCGCACACACAAGCGCCGCCGACACUAGUGAACCCCACCGCCGCCGAAAUCGCGCGUUCCGCUUCGCCGCCGACACCAACCGCCGUCGCCAGCGAAAUCCCACUCCGUCUCCUUCCGACGCAAUGUCUGGAUCUGGGGAGCGUCGAUCAGACAGCUCCGGCAACAGCAAGUCGUCCGGAAACUCGGGGAAAGGCUCUGGAAGCAAGUCCACUGCCACGAGCAAGGAGACCCUGUUCAGGCUGGGCGCCAAGCCAUAUCUUCUUCCGUAUAUGAAGAAACGGGCUGAAGCUGCUGAAGCUGCUGCCACGUCAAUCCCCUCUCGGCCGCAUGUGCCGGCUGCUGGGGAAUUCCCCGAGCUCAAAGAUACUCUGGGGCUUUCCAGUGGCUCUGCUAAGAAGAAGCAGCAGUAGCAUCAGAGGACUGCGGCUGCGCCUCCAGAUCUUAUCAAGCCUCCAGAGGUUGAUGAGGUUGAUGUGCUUGCCUGGCUUGCUGCCUCUGGUGCGCCCCAAGAUUCGAAUCCGCCUCCCCGGAUGAAUGAUAUGGCCCGUGAUGCCUAUGCCGCCCUUUCUGCGGAGAAGGACCCGCUCAAGCAGAAGUGCUUGAAACUACUUCUGACCCAUGACAUCAGAGGAACCCGAAGUUUCUACCAAUACAAGGCAUUUGAGCUUGUCCCGAGCCGUUCUUCAGUUUUUAAAAUUGACUUUGAACAUGUGCUCCAAGAGGGUUAUCUCGACGUUGCCAUAAAGAUUUGGGAGGACAACGAAGCUGGUAACGGUUUUGGUUACCUAAGGAAAACUGCUGUGGAUUUCCUGAAGACGCAGUGUUUGUUUGAGAAAGAAGUCAUAGAUGUUGUAGACAUUGGCUAUGAUCAUUUCCCAUUGGUCAUGCAACCAUUCUCAAAGUACAAGCCUGAAGAACUGAUGAAAGAAGACAACAGUCUGUUUGGUCAAUCGAAUAAUCUUGUCAAUGCAAGAUUUCGUGGGAGGCAGAUCAUCAUAAGCGCCCACGAGCAUGCUCGCGAGAAUCAUGCCGCUGGAAGAACCUGGGGUGGUCAUUUUGAUGCCAGUAAAAUUUACAUAAUAGAGUUCAGCUGCCAUAAAAUUUGGUGUCGGAUCCUAGCAACAACUACUGAGUUCACUCCAGCAAAUCAAGUGCUAGAUGUGAAGCAGAUCCAUAAAUCAAUGGCUGGGCAAUAUGAAAUCAAUGGGAGCUCUCCACCGCAUUUUGAAUGCCUUCAAGUUGACAUCGAUGGCCUGAAUGCCAACAGUGCUGUAAACACCUCAAUUAUGGAGUACUUUCCAUACCAUGUCGCUUUCAUGCCAGACGGCGCGAACAAGCAUUUCACGGAGGAGCUGCACAAUAUCACCGAGGGCGUUUGGAUGGAUGUCGACGACUUGAAAGUGUAUAACCACAUCUUUGAGUCGGAACUAACUGAUGUAUCUGAUUGGAGAGAUGAUUACAGCUCCUUAGCUGAUCCAGUCCUAAGAGGAGUCUAUAAUUAUGAACAUACAGCUCUUGAGAUGUCGCAGGGUCAGAGAAUACAGCAGAAUUUAGCUCAGCCACAGCAGGCCCAGGUUGAGCUGGUUAUGCCACAGCAGGUCCAAGAGACAGUGCGGCAGCAGUUCCAUGUGGGCUUGGUUCAGCCACAGCAAGCUGAGUAUGAGUUGGGUAUGUCACAGCAGGUCGAGCCAGUGAAUCAGCGGCAGCAGGCCCAGGUGGGCUUGGUCCAGCAGAUAGUGACCACCGUGGAGGGCACAUCAGAAGCGAGCACGUCAGCUGGAAAAUCAAAAAGAUUCAAGCGCACGUUGAAAGGGAAGCUGACCUGCAAACGACACCUGCUUGUGCAUGUGCGCAGCUACAUGGUUGGUAAAAGGCCACUGGUGGGUUUAUUUCAAGCUGAAACCUAUGCGGCAAAGCGUAAUCCUGUGCUUGGAGAAAUUUUCAGCCUUCUAUUCAAGGGGAAAACCAUGCAUUUGGGUGGCCACCUUGCCCCUCUCUUGGUGUUGUACCGUGCCUUGAGGGAUACUGAUGAGGAACGUCAAGUCUGUCAAGUGAGAUGAUGAGGAUGGCUGAAGGGUGUAAAUGGAAGCAGUGCUGCAAUAGGAGGGAUGCCAAGGUUGAAUGAGAUGUGGAGCCUGUGGGCUGGUGAACAGAGGACUCAGUAGCUAAUGUAGAGGUGUAGACUUAGGGCUGGUGUUAACGUGUCCUUCUAUUUUGUUAGACUUGUGGCUUGUAUAGCCUGUUGUGUUUUAUGAGUUCCAUUCUGCCUAGAACUUCUGACAUAGGAUUCGCCUGUCCUGAAUGAUGUCUUUCGACUGAAUCAUGCCUUUGAGGUCCUGUAUGUGGGUCUGCUUGUCCUGUAUGUGGAUCUGCUUCUCCUGAAUGAGGCCUUGUCCUCACUUUGUGAUUGUCUUUGAGGCUUGAA
Molecule: messenger RNA, 2446 nt
Organism: Triticum aestivum (bread wheat)
Lineage: Eukaryota; Viridiplantae; Streptophyta; Magnoliopsida; Poales; Poaceae
Exons: 4
Coding region: 552-2081 (509 amino acids)
Source: RefSeq, a predicted model, not a curated record